AAAGUCCCGCAAUAGUAGCUACGAAAGGCCAAACGCAAAUUCCACUGUGUGGCUAAUCUUUAUUGUGGCUAGCUUCACAACACAUAACCGCGUCCGGUCAAGCCAUACAAGACAGAUGAAGCUAGCUGGCUGCUUAUAACGUUAGAUUUGGGCAACAAACGGGGUAGCUGGCUAGCUAGUUGUUUCAAUAGGAGAACAACAAGUGGCUACCUAGCUAAUACUUGCUCACAUCGAUUCCUAAAUUAUUGCUAAGAAUAUUGAAAAUUACUGCAAUUUUUACUGGUCAUUGUUUUCAGGCUUGUUUCAUUUGCGCUAGCUAUGUACCAAGCUAAAGCUAGCUACCCCAUAAGUUGCUAAUAACGUCUGUAUCAAAGAUAUUUGAAAACAUUGUUUAUCCUGCUCGUUUGAUCCUGAUCUAAUUUCAAAUGCUCACACAGACGUUUUCCCUUUCAGUCGAACAAAUAAUGCCUUUUUACCAACGCAGUAUUAUACAGCAGUGAUCAUAAUGGUGGCGCUUGGCUUGUACAUGCAAAUUCAGCACACACAACAUUCUAUAAUAUAAUUGUGUUAUUUGACGUGUCAAAUUAAAUGUGUAUUUAUAUUUUGACACGCAAAGACCCAAACUUCGCUCCAUAGAAUUCUACUGUCUGAAAAGGUACAUACGCUUCUGAUGCGGCACCAUUUUUAAUAAAAACUCUCAGGAUCGAACGUAGAACCAAAACCAGCAACAGGUCUUUAAAAACAAUUUGAUUGGAUAUUAACAAACGCAAACUACCUCGCCUACCACCUACAUACAUUCAUUGGCUAGAUUAGAAAGGAGGCGGGAUUUAUGGUAGACUAGUCGUCGUCGCAGGAGAGGAAGAGCAAGACGGCCAUCUUCGUGAGGUCGAAAGAUUGCGUGUUAAGGUAAUUCUUCAAGUAGUGAACUUUUAAAAAUAUAAACUGCACAACGGUAUACUAUAUGUGUUAAUAGUCAAACUGUUGUUGAAAUAUGGACAGCAAAGACGGCGCUCAGCUUCAACCACAGUCGUUGCUGAGCUAGCCAGUCGUUAGCUAGCUUGCUGGCUUACAACUUCUGUACGUUAGCUAGCCAACAGUCUUACUGCUGGAAAUGAAUGUGUUUUGUGGCGAUGAUAUUGCCACUGUGAAAAAUAACAUGCAAUGUUUGCUUGCUAGGAAUAGUUAAUAACCUAAUGAGCUCCUGGGUCAUCAAUCGUGUCAUCUUUUUAUGAUGAAACAAGCGCUUUUCUUCCAUGGACAGGCAAGGCAAAUUGUGCGAGUUUGACUGUACAAGAUGUGCUCGAUUUAGCUUGGAAGGCAACCGGGUGGGCGUGGUGUAAAUGUUUGGGACCAUUCCAUGGCUGGCACAUCGGGCUGUGACUUAAAUCGAGUGCACCUACUCUUAUUUAUUGCAACAAGCACAAAUGUAAAUGGCUUUCCAGCUAUCCUGCUCAGAUGCCUAGACACUGCUCUGCAGGUGGAUGCAAAUCCCGUGACACCAGAGAAAAUCGUAAGGCUGGCAUUACCUUUCACAGGUUGCCAAAGCGUGGAACCCCACGCAGGGACCUAUGGAUCAUCAACUCGCACCGCAAGGGCCCACAAGGCCAGGGGCCAUGGGACCCCCAGAGCAACUUCAUCUAUUUCUGCUCCAAGCAUUUCACCCCAGAGAGUUUUGAACUCUCAGGAGUCAGUGGGUACAGAAGGCUGAAGGACGAUGCAUUGCCCACAGUCUUCGAAAUGGUCAUGCAGCCAGGAGGAAGAGGAGGGGGGGAAACUCCUAGAGGAAAGGGCAAACAGAAUGUCAUAAGCCUACAGACCAGGAGGUCCCGCUCUCUGAAAGUGGAACAAAACAGCCAGAAUGGUGCACAACAAGAAAUUGAAGCGAAAAAUAUAGAUUGUGGAGAACAAGUUCAGAGCUCUGAGACACCCAAUGGGGAAGCUAAUAACAAUAUAGAGCUGGGCAAAGCCCAGGCCCUCCCUUCCCCCCAGGGAACGUCUGCGCCGACUGUCGAAACACCACAGAGUUCCCCUCAACAACCAUCAGGCUCUUCACCCGGAGACCCACCUGGCUCUCCCCGUCCUCAUUCCCCAUCGCGAUACAUGCUGCGCCUACCCCCACCUCCUGGCUUCUACCUGCCCAAGGAACACAACUAUGCUCAGCAUUGCCCCCUGGUGUGGCGGAAGCGUUACGACAGGGCCAUCGACAACCUGGAGAAGUCCCUGCGUCUGCUUAGUGCGGCCAGGCGGAGGGAGAACCGGCUGCGGCAUGCGCUCCUGCGCCUCAGAGAGAAUCGUCUGAAACACACCCUGCUUCGCUCCCGUGACGGAGCUAAGGGCAGGGGAGGUCGAAUUCAGGGGUUGGAGAGGAGAGGACAUGGAGAUAAGGCAGGAGGUGUCAGCCUGGCUGAGCCAGAAGAGACUGAGAUGGAUAGAGUGCCAGAGGACUUGGGGCUAUUUGAAGACGGACCUGGGGAACCGAUUGACUGGGGAGGGCGGGUCCGGACUACAGAGACUAAAGCUGGGUUGGAAGAGGAGGGAGGUUACUGCUUCUACUGUGGAAGAGGGCGAGAGGACGAUGGGGUUAAAGUGACCAGGGGAAGCUCUCAGAUCAGGAAAGGUGGACAGGGAACUAUGGAUGAUGGCUCUUGGAGCUCUCAGGUUGAUGAGGGGGACAGAGAUGGUCGAAGAGGAAGACGAAUUCCAAAGAAGGCUCGAGUUCGAAAGGUUGUAGAGACCACAACAUAUGCAGGAGCGCCACAGGAAAGCUAUGAAAGCUACUACUAUCACUGUGGCGCGUCUGAGAGUGGUGAAGAUGUGCAGGUACUCAUGGUGGAGCUGCCACCUGAGAAAGGGGUGAAAGCUGGCGUGGAACUUCACUGCAACCCUCAGCUGUCCAUCCCCCUGUUGCAAACACAAUCACCGGUGGGCCUUCAGCAGAUGCAGCCCUCAGGCAGAGCAGCACUGCAGGAUACCCACAGCCGGGUUCAAUUCCUGCAGCCUUGCCCAGCCUCCCAGCAAGGGUUACUCGUCACAGACCUGAACUCAAUAGAAGCAGAGCCAGUGGACAGCCAGCAGCAGCUGGAGGAGCCGGUGUUCUGGAUGCAGGAGGGCCAACUGCUCUUAGUGCCUGUGCCCUCUGAAGACUGGCUGAAGGGCACAGUUGGGAUGGAGGGAGUGGCAGAAGAGGUGGGAGCACCAACCAUAUUAGUGUCAGAGGUGGGAUUUCCUAGAGACUUGGUGGAGGAGAAAAAGGGGCUGUGCUUGGAGGGUGGGGGUACAGGUCUGAGGGUUAUAUUGCCCACUGAUGGACAGGGAGGCCACCACUCAGACAUCAGGACUACUGUGGUGAGCGGUGAUGUGAGGGAGCGGUUGAAAGAACACUUGGAGGGGUUUCAGCUCCAGCUUAGCAGUGAGUUUAUUGACUGAAGGCUGUAUCAUAUUAAAGGGCCAAAGGGUGAAAGCCUUCAUGUAGAGAGUGAAAAGGUGUCAGCAUACUGUUGUGUUUUAUAUACAUCAGCUAAGAUGGUGGAAUGUUAACUUAUAACUUAAAUCAGGUGGAAAGGUCAAGAGAACCAUUUAGCAGGACAAAUCAGUCAGUCAUCUUCUUACCAGCUUGUUAGCCCAAAAUGCUUCAUAAAAAUACAAAAAUAUUCCAUUUACUCACUUCACGCAGGCUUGUGUAGUAGAGCAGUGGUUCCCAAACUGUGGGGCGCGCCGAGAGGUCGGUGGGGGGUCAAGGUGCAAUUUCGAAAUUGGGGUAGUGCAGCAUCAGUUCCUGUUGUCUUGUCAGUCAUUGCAGACCUUAGAGAGCUAUUUAUAACUUGUUAGAAAUCAACUCGCCCAUGUCAGCUAACUUUUUUUUUUUUGCUAGGUUUUUUUAGCCUAUAGAUUCUAUUGUGAUGUUUGAGUCACUCAAAUAUCACAUGAAUAAACAUUAGACAUGGCAAACUGUAUAGAAUUGCAAGAAAAUUUGCUUUAAACGGCAAAAUGUUCUCUGCAACUCAUGACACGAUCUGUAGAAUUGCAGGAAAUUAGCUUUAAACCUGCAAAAUGUUCUCUAAGCCAACAAGAAGGGUGUGAACAGUUUGUGUCAUGAACAGUGCUUGUGCCCAUAAAAAUAAACAUGGUGCACGCAUGCGCAUGAUGUUCCCCAGUGCCUGUGUGAAACGUUUGGGAACCCCUGUAGUAGAGCAUACAAAGUGUAAUUGAAAACAUUUCAAAGCAUACAUCACAGAAUUAAUGAAAUACAUUGUAAAUUAUGCUCAGUUACACUUGUCAUUGCCUGUACAUACAAUUAUUACAGUUAAUAAAAUAACGUAUAAUUUCA
Molecule: messenger RNA, 4327 nt
Organism: Salvelinus fontinalis (brook trout)
Lineage: Eukaryota; Metazoa; Chordata; Actinopteri; Salmoniformes; Salmonidae
Gene: thap7
Product: THAP domain containing 7
Exons: 5
Coding region: 1456-3426 (656 amino acids)
Biological process (GO): regulation of DNA-templated transcription
Cellular component (GO): nucleus
Source: RefSeq, a predicted model, not a curated record